CCGAGACAAGCGGCAGAGAGGCUCGUACACCGAGAGAGAACGGUGGACUCCAUUGCUGUUCGGAGUGCGUUUCUCGUCGGCCGUGUCGUAUUGCGUGUCUGUCCGCGCUUUCGUGCACACAAGUUUUACUUUCCACGUUGGCCCAGAGAGAGAUUGUGAAUAGUAUCCUUUGUGUUCAGUGCCUAAACCGAUAUUUCAAAUCGUCGAGCGUACUGAGAUAUAAAAGAACCGAGCCAAAAUGGCUGAUCAACUCACAGAGGAGCAAAUUGCAGAAUUUAAGGAAGCAUUUUCGCUAUUUGAUAAGGAUGGAGAUGGUACUAUCACAACCAAAGAGUUGGGUACAGUUAUGCGAUCGCUAGGACAAAAUCCUACAGAAGCUGAGCUUCAGGAUAUGAUCAAUGAAGUGGAUGCAGAUGGUAAUGGCACAAUCGAUUUUCCGGAGUUCUUAACCAUGAUGGCUCGCAAAAUGAAGGAUACUGACAGCGAGGAGGAAAUUAGGGAGGCCUUCAGAGUAUUUGAUAAGGAUGGAAAUGGCUUCAUAUCUGCAGCGGAACUCAGACAUGUUAUGACAAAUCUUGGCGAGAAACUCACUGAUGAGGAAGUUGAUGAAAUGAUUCGAGAGGCUGACAUUGAUGGUGAUGGCCAAGUUAAUUAUGAAGAAUUCGUCACAAUGAUGACAUCAAAGUGAAUGCAACCUGUGUAAUGGAAAAACUUGCAACUUGGAGUGGUGUUGACGUAUUAAAAUAAAUCAAGAAACAAAGAAAAAUAUAAUGUUAACGAAAACGAAUCGACCAGAAAGUGAAAAAAAUCUUGUAUCUGGACGCAAAGAUGUCUUUAAAACGCGAAAAGUCAACGUCCAACACGCGUUAAUCAUCAUUAACGAUAAGUAAUACAGGGCAAUUGUUUAAUUAAAGAGUUAUACCACUAAAAAUCAUUAUCUCUAAAUACACAAAAUACUUAACUACACACAACAUAAACAUAAAAAUACAUAUUACACACACACAUAAAUGAAUACAAAAAAUAUGCAGCACACACAUCUAUACAUAAAAGAUGAUUUAUUUCCGUAUAAAAAAUAUAAUUAUAUAUAUAUAUAAAAAUGUUAGAUAUAUAUA
Molecule: messenger RNA, 1112 nt
Organism: Bombus pascuorum
Lineage: Eukaryota; Metazoa; Arthropoda; Insecta; Hymenoptera; Apidae
Product: calmodulin
Exons: 4
Coding region: 239-688 (149 amino acids)
Molecular function (GO): calcium ion binding; enzyme regulator activity
Source: RefSeq, a predicted model, not a curated record